Molecule: messenger RNA, 3216 nt
Organism: Cuscuta europaea
Lineage: Eukaryota; Viridiplantae; Streptophyta; Magnoliopsida; Solanales; Convolvulaceae
Source: the annotation of a GenBank genome assembly
AAUAGAUACUCCGUAUUAGGCAUCUAAAUACAGUGUAUUAAAGAAAUAAAAGAAGAAAUAAAAGAAAACGCCGGCUGCGGAAGUGCGGAACAGAAGAGGGAAAGUAGGGAAGAAGCGGCAGGCAGCACCGCCUCUCCGCCAGCACCGCCACUCCGCCACUCCGCCAAGCUCUAGCAUGUCUCACCUCGGACGCCCGGUCACCUGCACUCCGCCACCCCCUUCGGCGAUUCGACCAAUCGGCCCUUCUCAAUUUUCACCUUCCCUUGUUACGCCGCGCAGGAGAUCUCUCGGAGGUGACAGAAUCCGUAUCAAGGAACUUGCUCGCGAAGGACAUUUGUGCUUCUGCACAGAAUAUAUUUGGCUGCUGUGUUCUGAAUACUGUGUGAUUUUGAUUGGGCCGAGAGGACUGAUUAGCCAUGGGAGAAAGAAAGGUUUUGAACAAGUACUACCCUCUGGAUUUCGAUCCGGCGAAGAUUCCACGCCGUAGGCAGCCGAAGAAUCAGCAUAUGAAGGUCCGGAUGAUGCUCCCAAUGAGUGUUAGGUGCAGUACUUGUGGCAAUUACAUAUACAAGGGCACCAAAUUCAACUCACGCAAAGAAGGCGCCCUGGGUGAGACCUAUUUGGGUAUACAAAUAUUCAGGUUCUACUUCAAGUGCACAAAGUGCUCUGCGGAGAUUGCAUACAAGACAGAUCCAAAAAAUUCCGAUUAUGUUGUUGAGUCAGGUGCAACCAGGAACUUUGAACCUUGGCGAGACCAAGAUGAGGUUUUGGAUAAGAGAAACAGAAAAGGGAGGCUGAAGAAAUGGGUGAUGCUAUGAAAUCUUUGGAAAAUAGGACCCUGGAUUCAAAAAGAGAAAAGGAUAUUCUCGCAGCUUUGGAUGAAAUGAAAUCCAUGAAGUCAAGGCAUGCAACUGUGAUUGUGGAUGCAAUGCUUGAUGUUCUGAGAGACUCUACCGAGGAAAAGGAAAGAAAAAAGGAGGAAGAAGAGGAAGCUCUUAUUAAAUACUUAUUCAAAGGAGAGAGAGAGAAGUUCAUAAAACUAAUCCGUGAUGAAGAUAUCGAAGAUGAGGACGAAGAUGAUGAGGAUAUAGAUGUAGUUAAACAUAAAAGUGGAGAAUCAUCAAUCAAUUUUCUUAAGAGAAAGCUGCCAGAAGAAAUAAGCAGUAAUCCUACAGAUGUCUUUGCAAAAUCCAUUGCCAGUGACGGAAAAGAUAAAGCAGUGAGAAAAGGGGAUUCCAGUAAAGAGAAUUAUUUUCAAAUCAUCAUCAGUUAAAGUGGCUAUUGUGAAGAAGCAGCAGCCAAGGGAGCCAACAAGCCUGAAAAGCAAUGUAUUAGGAUCAUUGUGUCAAGAAUAUGAAAGUGAUGAGGAUUAUUAGUUGGUCCUCUGCAACACUUUCUCAAAACCGGACCAGGAAUACCGGCUCUGCCAAUAUCAUCUCUCUUUCCUUUCCUAUAUUUCAUGGUUAGAGAUUUUAACAUUGCAGAAAGAGAGGAAGAUAUUAGUUAUUAUGCUGGAUAUGUCGGCUCAUCAUUCAUGCUGGGAAGAGCUUUGACAUCUGUUCUUUGGGGUAUCAUUGCAGAUCGAUAUGGCAGAAGGCCUGUCGUUAUGAUUGGCACACUUACAGUGGUUGUAUUCAAUACCCUUUUUGGCCUAAGUUCAAACUAUUGGAUGGCAAUUGUUACAAGAUUUCUUCUUGGAAGUUUGUGUGGAAUAAUUGGUACCAUGAGGGCAUAUGCUUCUGAGAUUUGCCGGAAAGAGUAUCAUGCUUUGGGCAUAUCUGCUGUGAGCACAUCUUGGGGUAUAGGUUUGGUGAUUGGUCCUGCUAUUGGAGGUUAUUUUGCACAGCCUGCAGAGAAGUACCCAAACAUAUUUUCAGAAGAGUCAUUUUUUGGGAAAUUCCCUUACUUCCUGCCUUGCCUUAUGAUAUCUGUGAUUGCAUUGGUUGCGUCAGUCGUUUCCCUUUGGCUUCCGGAAACGAUGCACACUCAUACGAAAGGAAACAAACAGGGAGAUGUUUCCAUGUAUCCUAAACAAGAGGCUCCAAGUUCACAGAAAAGCCUUAUGAAGAAUUGGCCCUUAAUAUCAUCUAUUCUUGUCUAUUGUGUUUUCCAACUUCAUGAUAUAGCCUAUUUGGAGAUCUUUUCUCUGUGGGCUGUUAGUCCAAGAAAGAUUGGGGGGUUGAGCUUUACAACUGCAGAUGUUGGUCAAGUCUUGGCUAUUACAGGCAUGGGACUUUUACUCUUUCAGCUUUUCAUUUAUCCGUUGGUGGAGAAGCCGCUUGGGCCUGUCAUGAUAUCACGCAUUGGAGCAGCUCUAAGCAUACCAUUGCUAUCAAGUUAUCCUUACGUAGCUAUGUUAUCGGGUUUGGGGCUCUCCCUAAUCCUUAAUUGUGUGUCGAUGCUUAAGAAUGUCCUAUCUGUAUCGAUCACUACGGGGUUAUUAAUACUUCAGAACCGGGCAGUUUGUCAGGAGCAGAGGGGAGCUGCCAAUGGGAUUUCAAUGUCUGCAAUGUCACUUUUUAAAACAAUUGGUCCUGCAGCUGGUGGUUCUCUAUUAUCAUGGUCACAAAGGCGACAAGAUGCCAAAUUUAUGCCAGGGGAUCAACUGGUUUUCUUCGUCCUAAAUGUGAUUGAGUUGCUGGGGCUGGUUAUGACCUUGCGGCCGUUUCUCCGUCUACCAGACGAAACUUCGGAUUUAAAACACGAUGAGGUGGGCCAAGAUAACGAUGCACAAGAGAUAAUUCCAUUGCCUGAACUACCGUAGUUCUCGAGAAAUAAUAUGGACUUUUAGAUGACCCCGUUAUAAAGUCAUACGAUAUACAAUAUAUGUCAUCGGUGCAUCACCACAACCAUUCAUUUUCACGAUACGAUCAUCUAUUGUAAUCUUACUAUAAAAUAAACAACUUUUACAAAGCCAUAUACGAAGUAUACUCUAUUGGCUUCUCCGGUACAGAGACCCUCGCUCUUUGGUCCGGAGCAGUUCUGUCCGAAGAGACCCAUGCGGCCUUUUGGUUCCGGAGCGAACAGAACACCUCAAGGUAUUCUGUUGGGGAGCGACCAGAGAAUGUAUUCUGUUGGGCACAACAGAACCCCUAAGCCUUUGUUGCGUUUAACAGCUUCCUAGAUUUUUUGUAGUAAAUUCACGCUAGAAGCCUUAUUAAUUGGUGCAUGGCAUAUGCCAAGAGCUUUUAGGUUUCGUAUUCGUUCCUUCUUUAG